CGCGUUUUAUUUAACACUCGUGCUUUUAAUUCUUGUGUUAAAUACUUUCUUGUAAAUAUGUUGCGCAAACAAGCUAGAUUAAGACGUGAAUACCUUUAUCAAAAAGCUAAUGAAAAUCGUCAAAAUAAAAACAAAAUUAAAAAAAAUAAUCUUCAACAGAGUUUGGUUCAAAAUAACUAUAUUCAUGGAGAUCUACAACGAGAUGCAAUCAAAAUACAAGAGAAAAUUAAAUAUGAUAUUAUUGGUGAAAAUUUAAAUAUCUUCGAUGAUGAAUAUCGCUAUGCGGGAUGCGAAGAUCCAAAAGUAAUGAUAACAACUUCACACGAACCAUCUGCUAGAUUGAAAAUGUUUGUCAAAGAGUUAAGACUAAUCGUACCAAAUUCCCAACGGAUGAAUAGAGGAAAGUAUGAACUAAAGCAAAUUGUACAUGCUUGUAAAUCGAAUGGGGUUACAGAUUUAAUAAUUGUUCACGAACACAGAGGAGUACCAGAUAAUCUAGUUGUAUGUCAUUUACCAUAUGGACCGACAGCCUUUUUUAAUAUAUCCGGAGUUGUAAUGCGUCACGAUAUACCUGAUAUUGGGCAUAUGAGUGAACAGGACCCACAUUUAGUAUUUCAUAAUUUUAAAACAAUUCUUGGACAACGUGUUAUGAAGAUAUUAAAACACAUUUUUCCGGUCCCAAAGAAAGAUUCCAAGCGUGUUAUAACAUUUGCUAAUAAUGAUGACUUCAUUUCAUUUCGACACCACACUUAUCAAUUUAUUAAUAAAGAAUUAGAGCUCACUGAGGUUGGUCCUCGUUUUCAACUAAAAUUGUAUCAAAUAAAGUUAGGAACCCUUGAUGAGAUUCAUGCCGCUAACACCGAAUGGGUUCUUAGGCCAUAUAUGAAUACUUCUAUGAAGAGGCGCUUUUUAUCAGAUGAUGAUGGAUGGGGACAAGAAGAUAUCAACAGAACAGUAAUAAAAUCUUGAAUUUAUUGUAUUCGAAUCAUCUACAAAUAUUUAUUAAAUUGUGUUGUUUGAACUUAAUAUAAAACACAUUUAUGACGACAAAGCAUUUUGUAGCAAAAAAUAAAACUUCCGAGCAAAAUUGAUUGGAUGUGUUUUGCUUACUGUUUAAA
This is a messenger RNA of Lucilia cuprina (Australian sheep blowfly), 1118 nucleotides long. Its product is annotated as U3 small nucleolar ribonucleoprotein protein IMP4. Lineage: Eukaryota; Metazoa; Arthropoda; Insecta; Diptera; Calliphoridae. Gene Ontology annotation, biological process: rRNA processing. The record is from RefSeq and is a predicted model, not a curated record. The transcript has 2 exons. Gene Ontology annotation, cellular component: small-subunit processome; nucleolus; Mpp10 complex. Bases 58 to 969 code for a protein of 303 amino acids. Gene Ontology annotation, molecular function: snoRNA binding; rRNA primary transcript binding.